AUGGCCAUCGUGAAAAAGAUUAAGGAACCAACGACUGCCGAAAAGGUUGCUGCCGGUCAAGCUGGCGCAACCCCAGAGGAUCCUAUCGAUGCCCUCAUUAUUGGAGCUGGUCCAUCCGUCGAACGCCAAGCAGUUCCCGGUGGCAUUUGGACUGGCCAUAUCCCAGAAUACUCGACACUGCAAGAUCUGAUUUGCGAAUAUGAAGUCCACGGUGUCAAAUUUCCACGACGAGAGCCUCAAAGACGGGCGACGAGAGACCAGGUCGCGGAGUUUUGUGAUGCCUAUUUCAAAGAAUUCGAACUACACGACCAUGUAAUCUGGGAGCACGAUGUGGCCCACGUCGAGAUGGUCAAGCCUAUGCUACACAAAGUCGACAUUCGCCCUUUCGUAAAGGGAGGCGAGGUUACUACAGGCCAAACAGUCUAUACACGCAGUGUUCUUGUUUGCACUGGUCAUAAUAUGGAACCUUAUAUGCCCAAGUUCCCCGGUCAAGAAACGGCAAAGUUCCCUAUCAAGCAUAAUAAUAACAUUCGCGACGCAAGCGAAAUGCCGGAUUCAGAUAUUCUCGUCGUUGGUGCUGGUCCCUCGGCUAUGGACAUUAUUCAGGAAGCUUGCGUUACGCAAGGUGCGAAGAAUGUGCAUCUAGUCGCACGUUCUCCUCACUGGGGAGCUCCUGAUCUGUGGUGGCCUUGGCUAUGGCAGUUUGGAUGGACGGAACUGCAUCUUAUGCGCGUACUCUACCGCCGAUUGCCUGUCUUCGUCGUUGAUGCCAUAUUUUGGCUUAUUCAUCUCGCCUGGGCAGUCUUCCAUGGCGUUCCAGAAUGGAGGCCUCCUACCCACGAAGGACCAUCUGCAAAGGUUGGCCUCAUCCUGCGGUCACACCUCGUGAAACCCUAUCACAACGGACAAUUCCGCAUCCAUGACAAGUGCGGAAUCAAAGAAAUCGACGGAGACAAGGUUAUCCUCACCAACGGCACGGCCUUGUACCCAAGAAUGCUGGUAGCUGCAACGGGCUGGUCAACCGAGUCAGCAUAUCUCCCCGAGGGAUCCCCAGCCGGUGAAUACGACUCUCUAGCUGCCGCAGACGCACCACGACCCCUAUACCUCCGAUUCUACGACCAAGACUAUCCCGGAAUUUUCUACAUCUCUGUGUCGGCUGGCUUUAUCACCUACACGGAGAGCGCCUCUUUCCUUAGCCAGGCUAUCGGUCAGAUUCUACGUGGGACCUGGACGCCUCCAUCUGAGGAGGAGAUUAAGAAGAACUUGAAAGAGGUUGUUUUGCAUCAUAUUUGCCUUCCCGGUCUCAUCGAGGAGGAUCUUGCUGCUGCAGGCUUCAAGGAUCUGCGUGGUAAGAAUGUGCGCUGA
Penicillium cataractarum is the source of this 1365-nucleotide messenger RNA. RefSeq lists its product as uncharacterized. The record is from RefSeq and is a predicted model, not a curated record. Bases 1 to 1365 code for a protein of 454 amino acids. Lineage: Eukaryota; Fungi; Ascomycota; Eurotiomycetes; Eurotiales; Aspergillaceae. Gene Ontology annotation, molecular function: N,N-dimethylaniline monooxygenase activity; flavin adenine dinucleotide binding; NADP binding. The transcript has 5 exons.